Molecule: messenger RNA, 159 nt
Organism: Dibothriocephalus latus
Lineage: Eukaryota; Metazoa; Platyhelminthes; Cestoda; Diphyllobothriidea; Diphyllobothriidae
Source: the annotation of a GenBank genome assembly
AUGAUCCAAGCUCCCAUAGACAUGAAGACCAGCACUGAGCUGAGAGAGUAUGAAACCAAAAUUGAGGAGCUCAGAACGUCAGAGAAACUGCUGGCAGAAUUGAACGAAAGCCUGGAAACCAAGCUUAAACGCACCGAAUCCCUUCGUCUGCACAGGUAA